AGUCAAUGUGUUUACGCAUGCGCAGCAGCCCUUCCCUCACGGCAACGUGCUUCACAACUUUUCCUGGUUUUUAGUAAAUUUCUGUGGAAUUUCAUUUCAUCUCUUUUAAUAUUGUCACAUUGUAGAAAGAAUUCAUUGAUUUUAUUAAAGUGGUUGUAAUGGCUGAAACAAACGGUGAAACUUUAACAGCUCUUGAACAAAAAAUUAUUCGACAGAUUGAGUAUUAUUUUGGAGACAUCAACCUUUCCCGAGCGUUUCUUCAAGAACAAAUUAAGUUAGAUGAUGGCUGGGUUUCAAUGGAAAUCAUGCUAAAAUUUAAUCGACUGAAAUCUCUCAGUGAAGAUGCUCAAGUGAUAUGUGAUACUAUAAAGAAAUCAAAAUCUGGUUUAAUGGAGGUCAAUGAAGAUAGCACAAAGAUCCGUCGUUCAACUGCAAAGCCAUUGCCAGAGAACACACGGGAAAGAAGGGAAGAAAUGAGCAAUCGAACACUUUAUGUGAAAGGCUUCCCAGAUGAUGUAAGCCUUGAUGAUCUGAUGACUUUUUUUGCAAAAUUUGGUGAACUUGAGAAUCUAGUAAUGAAGAAAAAUGGAAGUAAAAAAUUUACUGGUUCUGCUUUUGUUGUCUUUUUGGAAAAAGAUAAACUGGAAGAAUUUUUAAAGGCUGAAGAUGUCAAAUAUGGAGAAAAUGAAAUAAUUAAAUAUCGCAAGGAUGAAUAUUAUAAAAGAAAAAAUGAAAAGAGGAGACAGCAUAAGGAACAGCUCAUGAAAGAGAAGCAAGAGCAACAUUUAAAGAAAAUGGAAGAGAAAGAAAAAAUAGCAAUUGUUCCUGGAUCAGUUCUCCAUUUGUCAGGUUUUACACAGGAUUUAGACAGAGAAGACAUUAGAACUUUCUUCUCUGAUUUUGCUGCUGUAGCCUGGGUUGACUACAAUAAAGGUGACACAGAGGCCUGGGUCCGUUUCUUUGAAGAAAAUCAAGCUAAAGUGGUUCUCGAGAAAACCAAAGAUUCUGACAGUGAAGACAUAAAGCUAAAAGAGAAUGUCUUGAAGGGUGAUGUUCUUGAAGGAGAGGCUGAGCAUGAACACUGGAAGAAAAUUUCUGAAGCUAAAUCUGCUGGGAUGAAGAAUAAGAAGCUUGGCAAAAUGGGUGGUAGAAAGAAAUUUGGCAAAAGGCAUGCAAAACGUGGUAACAGUGGUGAUGAACCAGCUGCAAAGGUCUCUAAAACUGAAGACUAAUUAGAAAUGAAACACUUCUUAUAUUUUAUAAAUCUUUUAUUAAGCUCUCUUGAAGACCUACACACACACUCUCUCUUUCUCUCUAAUUGUGCAUAAAGACUCAUGAAAUGAUUGCAGUUACUGCAAUCACCAAGCUGUAUGAAAUUUGCCCAUCACCACAAAAUGUCCUUGUAAUUCAGCUUUAUGGAAGCCAAGUAUUUUCUAUGCCAGUUUUUCUUCAGAAUGAUGUGUUCUGACAAUAUGGAGAUACUGUGGAACAUUAUUGGUACUUUAUUUUAUUCUAAUGGGGGUUUUGUGACUCAAGAGAGCAAGGGGGAAAUCAUUUUACACAUUGUAAAUAAAUUCAUUGAAGCAUA
Octopus sinensis (East Asian common octopus) is the source of this 1588-nucleotide messenger RNA. RefSeq names its product lupus La protein-like. Gene Ontology annotation, biological process: RNA processing; positive regulation of translation. The record is from RefSeq and is a predicted model, not a curated record. Gene Ontology annotation, molecular function: RNA binding. NCBI's taxonomy places the organism in Eukaryota, Metazoa, Mollusca, Cephalopoda, Octopoda, Octopodidae. Gene Ontology annotation, cellular component: ribonucleoprotein complex; nucleus; cytoplasmic stress granule.